AUGUUCUCACGGAAACUUGAACUGGACAACAGACGUCGUGGCCGUUUAUUAACAUCCACCUGCUUCAGGAUUCGUCCCAGUGAAUUAUCUGUACUCUUCAUGAUCGGAGACAAGCUGAGGCUCGGUACUGUCCGUGUUUUGAGUAUUUGUCCGCUCCUUGGAGACCUAACAUGGAAAAAAAUCACGUCGGGAUUUUUAAAUAACCCUUGCCCAAGUGUCCGGUUGAAUGGCAAUGAGGAUCAAUGAACCAAUUAACCAGACUGAAAUUGCGCCGCUUUAACGACUGGCUGGCUGUAUUGGAGUAUACGAAACUUUAACUUUAACAAACUUUCAAGCAGACGUGCGUAAUUUCUCUCGAAUUUCAAGCAACGAGAAGCUACGAAGCUGUUUGUAUGUACGAUAGAAACCAAAAAAAGUGAAAGAUGAAGAGCAACAGCAAUUUUUCUCACCGACCAAUCCCUCGAACUAUAGCAAGGGUCACCUUCAGCAAAUCCUCGACGGUUAUAGCCGGCCUAUUAAAUAGUGGUGUCGAGCACUUUCUCGAGGGCGUCCUGACGCUUCUGCUGCUGCUGCUGUUCGGUGUGGUUGGUGUAAUCAGUUGCGCCGGAGACUGCGUUGACAGAAGUGGAGGAGCUAAUGGUAGUAGUAGUGGUAAAGGAGGAGGAGGAGGAGGAGGA
This is a messenger RNA of Heterotrigona itama, 677 nucleotides long. The record is from the annotation of a GenBank genome assembly. Lineage: Eukaryota; Metazoa; Arthropoda; Insecta; Hymenoptera; Apidae.